CAUGGAAGAUGGGGAGCACCGGCCACUUCUAUCAUCCAUCGAAGAUGAGUUCCAUAAUCUACCCCAUGAUUCACAGGUUCAUGACAUUGCUACUUACGAUGAAGAAGAUCACGUCGGAUUGAAUAAACCGAUACCAUAUUUUUUCAGGGAAUUCUAUGAGGAGUCCAAGAAGCUCUGGUACUUGGCUGCUCCGGCCAUCCUCACUACCGUUUGCCAAUACUCGCUUGGUGCAAUUACUCAGGUCUUUGCUGGCCAUCUCGGGACUACAGAACUCGCUACGUUUUCAGUCGAGAACUCCAUCAUCGCUGGAUUUGGUUACGGCUUCAUGUGGGGCAUGGGAAGUGCACUAGAAACGCUUUGUGGCAUAGCAUUCGGAGCCGGUCAACUCGAGAUGCUUGGGAUUUACAUGCAAAGAUCUUGGGUUAUCCUCAACGCCACUGCUCUAAUAUUGAUGUUUCUUUACAUUUUCGCAACACCAAUUCUGAAACUCAUUGGCCAGACGGAUACAAUAUCAAAGGAAGCAGGGAUUUUUGCAUUGUGGAUGAUCCCACAACUCUUUGCUUACGCGAUGAACUAUCCAAUCACAAAGUUUCUACAGGCACAAAACAAAUUCAUGGUGAUGACUGUGAUAUCUUUUUUUUUGCUCAGCGUGAUGACUGUGAUAUCAGCGGUGGCACUUGUUUUCCAUACCAUCUUCAGCUGGCUUUUAAUGCUGAAGUUCGGAUGGGGAAUGGUGGGGGCAGCGGUGGUGCUGAAUUCGUCGUGGUGGUUCAUCGUGUUGGCUGAACUAUUGUAUAUUUUUCACGGGGCAUGUGGUCGAGCUUGGAAUGGAUUUUCAUGGAUGGCCUUCCAAAAUCUUUGGGGGUUUCUGAAGCUGUCUCUUGCGUCUGCUUUCAUGCUUGCCUUAGAAACGUGGUACGUCACGGUGCUAAUUCUCUUUGCUGGAUAUUUAAAGAAUACUGAAGUUUCGGUGGGUGCAUCCGGCAUAUGUGCAAACAUCAUGGGCUGGACGCUUAAUAUGGCAGGAUAUGGAUUAAACGCAGCAGUAAGUGUAAGGGUGUCAAAUGAACUGGGUGCAUCGCACCCUAGAAAAGCGAAAUUCUCAGCCGCGGUGGUCGUGAUUACUUCCUUUCUAAUUGGUCUCUUCCUCGGACUUAUUCUUAUCGUCACGGCAAAGCAAUAUCCCUCGUGGUUUUCCACUGACGAUGAAGUCAUAGAGAUUGUAUACAAGCUCACUCCAUUGCUGGUAAUUUGCAUUGUUGUUCUCAACGUUCAGCUUCCUCUUACAGGGGUAGCCAUUGGAGCAGGGUGGCAAGCUUAUGUGGCGUACGUGAACUUGGGAUGCUACUAUUUGAUUGGGAUUCCUCUGUCUUUGCUUAUGGCUUUCAUGUUCAACAUGGGCGUUAAGGGAAUUUGGUCUGGAAUUCUGGUAGGAAUAUUACUACAAACCUGCAUUAUCAUGUGGAUGAUAUGUCGAACGAAUUGGACUAAGGAGGCUUCAAUUGCUGGCGACAGAUUAAAACAUUGGGGAGGGGACGCAGGUGAGAACCAAAUUUAAAGUGGUGGGAACAAAAAAACACAUGGAGUGGGUUUCGCGCGCGGCAGAGUGGGUCCGGCAUCUCGUGGGAUUCGCAAAGGAGUGGUUCGUUGGAUUGUCGUCGUCAAGUGGUGACAUUUGAGGUGGUGGCGAUACUGUCGAAUCUGAAUGGUGGUGGGGGUGAUUGAAGCAGCUCAGAUAAGGAUUAGGUUUGGAUUCUUGGGCUGAGCCGUUUUAGGUUUUGGCCCAUGGGGUGUUGUGGCUUUGUCCAUACUGUUUUUUUUUUUUUUAAUUCAAUCUUUGGUUGGAUUCUCCACCCCUUUCCUUAACUUGAUAUACCCUCUUGACAAGUUUCUUAAUAAAAAUGUUACUUUUGUCAAA
This is a messenger RNA of Rhododendron vialii, 1918 nucleotides long. RefSeq names its product protein DETOXIFICATION 29-like. Gene Ontology annotation, molecular function: xenobiotic transmembrane transporter activity; antiporter activity. The record is from RefSeq and is a predicted model, not a curated record. Gene Ontology annotation, cellular component: vacuolar membrane. Gene Ontology annotation, biological process: xenobiotic detoxification by transmembrane export across the plasma membrane. Bases 2 to 1558 code for a protein of 518 amino acids. The transcript is spliced from 8 exons. NCBI's taxonomy places the organism in Eukaryota, Viridiplantae, Streptophyta, Magnoliopsida, Ericales, Ericaceae.